CACAUUGAGCCAAAAUGACAACAUCUUUCCCCAUGAAUGCUGGUAAUGGUCCUUACAGCUACUCCAAAAACUCCAAUUUGCAGAAAGAAAUAUUAGAUGGUACUAUGGAGAUGGUGAGAGAUACAAUUAUUCAAAAGCUUAACAUCAAAUUCAUGUUAUCUUCUUCAAACACGUUACGUAUUACAGAGUUGGGAUGUUCUGUUGGACCAAACUCUUUUAGUGCAAUGCAACAUGUUGUAGAAGCUCUAAAGGACAAGUACUUAUACCCAGACCAAGUCAUAAAUUCCACCAACAAUAUUCCCGAAUUCGAAAUAUUCUUCAAUGAUCAAGUCACCAAUGAUUUCAAUACCUUCUUUCUAUCACUACCUAUCGAUCGAUCCUACUAUGUAAUUGGAGUUCCAGGAUCUUUUCAUGGUAGAUUAUUUCCAUCGCGAUCAAUACAUUUUGCACAUUCUUCUUGUUCUAUACAUUGGUUAUCUAAGAUUCCAAAAGAGCUGUUAGAUGAAAAAUCUCCAGCAUGGAAUAAAGGAUUGAUUCAUUAUAUCGGUUCAUCAAAUAUUGAAGUAGUGAAUGCUUAUGUUGCUCAAUUUGAAAAGGACAUGGAAAUGUUCUUUAAUGCAAGAGCUGAGGAAAUUGUUCCUGGUGGAAUGAUGGUGCUUGUUACACCAUUUUCAGGUUAUAUACGUCUCAUGGGAUUUUUUGGUUCUAGUCUUAUGGAUUUGGUGAAUGAGGGAAAGCUAGAUGAAUCUCAAGUUGAUUCAUUCAAUUUGCCAAUGUAUUUUCCCUCUCCUCAGGACAUGACUAAAGUAGUGGAGAAAAAUGGAUUUUUUAGCAUUGAGAGAAUGGAGUUGACAUAUAUAAAAUCAGAGCUUGUGGAUGAGGCUAAUGCAAAGACUUUAAUGAUAAACCUAAGGAGCUCUUUAGAAGGGCUUUUAAUAAAUCAUUUUGGAAGUGAAAUAGCAGAAGAAGUUUGUGCAAGAACUAUUCAUAAAAGCGAAGAGAUUUCAACAUGGAUGAAAGAUAAUUACGAGAAACCAAGCAUAUUAUUUGUUGCUUUGAAGCGUAAAUAAAUUUCUAUGAGAAAAUCUAUAUAUUAUAUAAUUCAGGUCUAUGGAGAGAUGAUGUGACACAUCUCACAGUCCAAGUUUUAUGCUUUUUUUUUCUAAUAUUUUUGAAGAUCUUUUAUUCUUCUUAUAUAUAAGAUCGUGAUUCGAUCCGCAUAUGUUUGAUAAAAGACAAUAAUAUUAUGGAGUUUUCCUCAUGUGUUUCACUUUAUAUUAU
Messenger RNA from Solanum dulcamara, 1281 nucleotides. Its product is annotated as loganic acid O-methyltransferase-like. NCBI's taxonomy places the organism in Eukaryota, Viridiplantae, Streptophyta, Magnoliopsida, Solanales, Solanaceae. The transcript has 3 exons. Gene Ontology annotation, molecular function: S-adenosylmethionine-dependent methyltransferase activity. The record is from RefSeq and is a predicted model, not a curated record. Bases 15 to 1070 code for a protein of 351 amino acids. Gene Ontology annotation, biological process: methylation.